GACCCCACCGCUCAUAGGCGCAAGAGAAAGAGAGAGGGGAAGGGUCAGACACACACGCAGACCAGUAGCCCCACGACCACCACCACCACCCCCGCCGCAGCGGCAACAAACUGCUGCUGCCGAACCAACCGGGGGGAUGGAGAGGGACGCCACUGCCUUCUGCCCGCCGCCGCAGCCCGCGCCGGCUGCCCCGGUUUCGGUGCCGCCCGCGACGGUGCUGGGCGCCGGUGGUGGAGCGGUUGCGGCGGCGGCAGGGCACGGCCGAGGCGGCGGCGGAGGUGGAGGAGGAGGAGGAGGAGGGAGGCAGUAUCGCGGCGUUCGGAUGCGCAAGUGGGGCAAGUGGGUGGCGGAGAUCCGCGAGCCGAACAAGCGGUCGCGGAUCUGGCUGGGUUCCUACUCCACCGCCGUCGCCGCCGCGCGCGCCUACGACACGGCCGUGUUCUACCUCCGCGGCCGCUCCGCGCGGCUCAACUUCCCCGACCAGCUCGACGGCGCGGCGGUGGCCGAUAACCCCGAGGGCCACAGGGACGGCGGCGCGGGGGCGGGGCUCACGGCCGCCGCCAUCCGCAAGAAGGCGGCCGAGGUCGGCGCCCGCGUCGACGCGCUCCACUGCGGCGUUGGCGUUGGCCUCGCUGGCGGCGGUGCUGCCUCUCCGCAGCCGCUGUCGUCCCACCAUCGCCGCCGCCCCAAGAACCCCGACCUCAACCGGGAGCCCACCCCGGACACCUCAGACGACGAGUGAUUUCGUCGUCGUUCUUCUUCUCCCUCAUCCAUCUACUACUCUCCUAGUCCUUAGGCAAAACUACUCACCUAAGGGGUAGCUAGCUAGCUAGCUAGACAGCAGUAGCAAGUAAAGCAGGCAACCAGAUGGCGCCAGGGACGCAGCGCAAGGUGUUCGGUGGAAUGCGGAUGAGCUCGGAGGUGGCCAAUAAUGGAGCCGCGACGUCGACGUCAGGGCCGGAAACCGUAGUAAGUAGUAGGAGGAGCCUAGCGUGCUAGCCGUGCCGUUUGCCCGGAGUCGACGUCGACGGACGGCGACGGCGACGGCGACGGCUCUAGCACACCAGUAGCAGGAGACAGACGGGUGCGUGCGUGCGUGUCAGUGUAUGCGGGCAUGUAGCUAUGCAAGACGGCUAUGUACCUCUCCCCUUCACAUAAAGACGUGUGUAAAGAAAAAAAAAAAGAUACUCCCGGCAAGCAAGAUGGGCAACAGCUUCGUCAAUCUUUUCCUUGUUUGUGAUUGAUGAUUCCGAUUUGAAUUUCGAAGGCAACUGGUGUUGUGAUCAA
Molecule: messenger RNA, 1287 nt
Organism: Sorghum bicolor (sorghum)
Lineage: Eukaryota; Viridiplantae; Streptophyta; Magnoliopsida; Poales; Poaceae
Product: ethylene-responsive transcription factor RAP2-1
Exons: 1
Coding region: 137-742 (201 amino acids)
Biological process (GO): regulation of DNA-templated transcription
Molecular function (GO): DNA-binding transcription factor activity; DNA binding
Source: RefSeq, a predicted model, not a curated record